UUGGGCAGCUUGUGUCUGUAUGCGAAUGUGUGUCGGUGGAGUAAAACCAAACUUGGCCGCUUUGUCUUUCACUCACAAAUAUAUAUAUAUACGAAGGAGCUGCAAAGAUCUAAAUGCUGAACUGGGUUCGAUUCACAUUCUCUCUCUAAAACAAAGACAUUCACGCUCUCUCUCUCUUCACGUUCCAGGUGGUUUGGUAGAUUCCUUUCGUGGAUUCACAUUUCUUCAUCGUAAUUGAAAAGCAGAAUGAACAGUGGGAGAAUAAGCCAAUGGUUACAAAUACUAGUUUGCGUAAUGAUCUUGCUGAAAACAGAAGGAUUCAAUGUUGGAAUAACUUAUGUUGAGAAUGCUGUUGCAAAAGGAGCAGUUUGUUUGGAUGGAAGUCCACCGGCGUACCAUCUUGAUAAGGGAUUUGGAGCGGGAAUUAACAAUUGGUUGGUUCAUAUUGAGGGAGGAGGCUGGUGUAACAAUGCCACAACUUGCCUUUCCCGCAUUGACACUCGUCUCGGUUCCUCCAAGCAAAUGGCGGUUCAGCUUGUUUUCUCCGGGAUACUGAGCAACCAGCAAAAGUUUAAUCCAGAUUUCUAUAAUUGGAAUAGGAUCAAGGUUAGGUACUGUGAUGGGGCAUCAUUUACAGGCGAUGUGGAAGCAGUUGACCCUGCUACUAAUCUUCACUACAGAGGUGCACGGGUUUUUGCUGCUAUAAUUGAUGAUCUUCUAGCAAAAGGAAUGAAGAAUGCUGAAAAUGCUGUUCUCUCGGGCUGUUCAGCUGGUGGGUUGACUUCCAUAUUGCAUUGUGAUAAUUUUCGAGCUCUAGUACCCACAAGUGCUAAAGUAAAAUGCUUUUCGGAUGCUGGUUAUUUUAUCAAUGCGAAGGAUGUUUCCGGAGCAGCACACAUUGAAGCCUUCUACAACGAUGUAGUUACAACACACGGAUCAGCUAAGAAUUUACCCGUAUCCUGCACUUCAAAAAUGAGUCCUGGUUUGUGUUUUUUCCCACAAAACAUGGCACAACAAAUUCAAACUCCGCUUUUUUUGGUAAACGCAGCCUAUGAUUCAUGGCAGGUAAAGAACAUUUUGGCACCGGGUGUAGCUGAUCCGCAUGGCUACUGGCAUAACUGCAAGCUCAACAUAACUAAAUGUUCAGCUGAUCAACUCAAAACCAUGCAAGAUUUCAGGAUGGAGUUUCUAAGUGCAUUGACGGGACUUGGCAACUCUUCAUCUAGAGGAAUGUUCAUCAAUUCUUGUUAUGCCCAUUGCCAGACAGAAAUGCAAGAGACAUGGCUGAGGGAUGACUCUCCAGUACUCAGUGGAACGACAAUUGCGAAGGCAGUUGGUGAUUGGUACUAUGACCGGAGUCCAUUCCAAAAGAUAGAUUGCCCUUAUCCUUGUGACACAACUUGCCAUAAUCGUGUUUUUGAUCCAGCUGAGCACAAGUUAUAGUAUAGAUAUUUUUUUAUCAAUUUAUCAUUCUUCAGUCAACAAUUCAUUUCUCAAUACAGUAAAUUAUUCAAUCUCGUUGCAAUUAGAAGAAAUUGGUCUCUUUUUUGUUUUUGUUUUUAAUCUGAGAAUUAAAUGACUUGGAGAAUUGUGUUUGUAUUUCAUGGAUUUCCAGUCGUGUACCGGUGAAUUGACAAAGUAAGAAGUGUCUUCAAAAUUGAUGUUCUGAAUAUUAUCCUUUGCCAUC
Molecule: messenger RNA, 1687 nt
Organism: Camellia sinensis
Lineage: Eukaryota; Viridiplantae; Streptophyta; Magnoliopsida; Ericales; Theaceae
Product: pectin acetylesterase 8
Biological process (GO): cell wall organization
Cellular component (GO): plant-type cell wall
Molecular function (GO): pectin acetylesterase activity
Source: RefSeq, a predicted model, not a curated record